AUGACUAAGGAAGUACCAUAUUAUUGCGAUAAUGAUGAUAACAACAUCAUUAGAUUAUUCAUUAUUAGGCAUGGACAAACAGAACACAAUGUAAAGAAAAUUUUGCAAGGCCACAAAGAUACCUCGAUCAACCCUACUGGAGAGGAACAAGCCGCUAAAUUGGGGCACUACUUGCGUUCAAGAGGUAUUCAUUUUGAUAAGGUUGUCAGUAGUGAUUUGAAAAGGUGUAGGCAAACUACGGCUUUAGUUUUAAAACAUUCCAAGCAAGAGGAUGUGCCUACUUCCUAUACUCCGGGGUUGAGGGAGCGUUAUAUGGGUGUUAUUGAAGGUAUGCAGAUUACUGAGGCUGAAAAGUACGCUGAUAAACAUGGCGAGGGCUCCUUCAGAAAUUUUGGCGAAAAAAGCGAAGAUUUUGUUGUUAGGCUAACUGGAUGCGUUGAAGAGGAAGUUGCUGAAGCAUCCAAUGAAGGUGUGAAGAAUCUAGCCCUAGUGAGUCAUGGAGGUGCUAUUAGAAUGAUUUUGCAAUGGUUGAAGUAUGAAAACCACCACGCUCAUAAGAUCAUUGUCUUCAACACCUCUGUCACUGUAGUUGAUUACGUCAAGGAUUCCAAGCAGUUCAUUGUGAGACGUGUCGGAAACACCCAACAUCUUGGUGAUGGCGAAUUUGUCGUCAGUGACUUAAGACUACGUUAG
Molecule: messenger RNA, 693 nt
Organism: Saccharomyces paradoxus
Lineage: Eukaryota; Fungi; Ascomycota; Saccharomycetes; Saccharomycetales; Saccharomycetaceae
Product: phosphoglycerate mutase
Exons: 1
Coding region: 1-693 (230 amino acids)
Biological process (GO): fructose 2,6-bisphosphate metabolic process; negative regulation of glycolytic process; negative regulation of programmed cell death
Cellular component (GO): cytosol
Molecular function (GO): fructose-2,6-bisphosphate 2-phosphatase activity
Source: RefSeq, a predicted model, not a curated record